This is a messenger RNA of Folsomia candida, 1463 nucleotides long. RefSeq names its product SEC14-like protein 2. The record is from RefSeq and is a predicted model, not a curated record. The coding region runs from base 603 to 1367 and encodes 254 amino acids. Gene Ontology annotation, cellular component: cytoplasm. The transcript has 9 exons. NCBI's taxonomy places the organism in Eukaryota, Metazoa, Arthropoda, Collembola, Entomobryomorpha, Isotomidae.
UAAUAUUCGCAGUUUACUAUUUUUAUUACACCCACGUACUUACUUACAAAUACUCGAUAAACACAUGCAAACCCAUUAAUAAAAGAGUCCUCUUUAUCAUCUCUGUUCGCACAAAAUCAAAUGUGUCAAAUCAACAUGAAAGGCAAAAAAAAUCCCAAGAAUGCGUAAAAGUAUUAAAAAAACACGUGCAUGAAAUAUCACUUCGCAGCUACUGUAAAAUAGUGGAUGAGACAAGACAAAUCGACUUAAAUAUUACUUAACACACACAAUUUAAUGAUCAUGCUAAAUCGUGUAUGCAAAACAAAUACCACAUGCAGCACGUUAUGGAAAAAAUAGUGAUAUUACGUACAUACAUACACACUUAUUAACUUUAAGGGCUUGUGAAGUGGAGCGUCGUCAGGUCGAGGGUUGAUACGAUAGGCUGUGCUGUACAGUUCCCUUUGUUCGAAGGUGAAUUGGUUUGGCCAAGUCAGACAAAAAACACAAAAUUCAUAUGUAUCUGCAUUGUUGGGUUUCAUUACAUGAAAAGCUGUCGACCAUCCAAUUUCAAUCAAGUGUAGUUUCCUUCCUUCCUUCCUGAAGGAAUUUUGGGUUUUUUUACCAUGGGCGACUUGCGACAAUUGGAGGAUUGCUGUGAGGAUGAGAAGUUGGCUUUGAAGCAGUUGAAGAUAAACUUGGAUUUUGACGAAAAAUUCGAUAUGGACGAUAUGACGCUAAUUCGAUUUUUGCGAGCCAGAAACUCUGACCUCAAAAAAACGGAAGCUAUGAUAUCAGCCUCACUCGCAUGGAGGACUCAAUAUGAAAUUGACGACUUGAUUAUGUGGGACCCAUCAGUCGAGAUUGCGAGUGGAUUUGAUAUUUACCAUUGUGGAUGCGACUUUGAAGGCAGACCAGUGUAUUACGCACCUCUGGGAAUGUGGGCCUCUGCCAAAGAUCUCUUCGACAAUGGUCAAGAGGAGGACUGCUUACGUUACGCGGCGAAAACGAUGGACAUGGUGUACAAAGACUUGCUAAAAACGAAGCAUCAAAAUUUUGUCUGCAUCGUCGACAUUGCUGGAGCAACUUAUAGAAAAGCUUUACACGAGUUGCAGAAUUUCAAAGGGAUUCAAGACUUAAUUUGGGUAUUUAAAGAGUACGAAGCCAACUAUCCUGAAACACUUCACAAAGCAUUCAUCAUAAACACACCUAAGGUAUUCUACUGGGGAUACAACAUCGUCAAACCGCUCAUGUCUGCGCGAACCUUAUCAAAAAUACGUAUUUUCGAAACUUCCAAUGCCUCAUGGCAAACCGAACUGCGCGAUUUGCUGCCCGAGUGCGCAAUUCCAGAAAUAUUUGGGGGUUCUGGAAAAAUGACGAGUUUUUAUUGAAGUAGAAGAUAUUUAAAUAUUUUAUUCUGUCACCGUUUUGUUUUGUUCGUUAUUAUUAUUAAAGAGUUUAAAGUAUUUGAAUGGUGUGUAACCAAA